Molecule: messenger RNA, 777 nt
Organism: Mercurialis annua (annual mercury)
Lineage: Eukaryota; Viridiplantae; Streptophyta; Magnoliopsida; Malpighiales; Euphorbiaceae
Product: ubiquitin-40S ribosomal protein S27a-like
Exons: 1
Coding region: 180-668 (162 amino acids)
Biological process (GO): modification-dependent protein catabolic process; translation; protein ubiquitination
Cellular component (GO): ribosome; cytoplasm; nucleus
Molecular function (GO): ubiquitin protein ligase binding; protein tag activity; structural constituent of ribosome
Source: RefSeq, a predicted model, not a curated record
AUGAGCCAAAUCAAAGAAAUUGAACUAACCAUAAAACAAAGAAACGGAACUUCUUAGAAUCAUCAUCUUCUUCAAUUUCUAUAUAUACUCAAAACCACCACAUCUCUGGUUUAAUCCGUCUCCUAUCAUCAACAACCUUCAAUUUUACUUUUAGCACCCCAACAAAUCCCCACCCAACAAUGCAAAUCCUCAUCAAAAUCCCCGCAGAACAAACCCUAACCCUAGAAGUAACACCAACAGACACAAUCACCAAUCUAAAAUCCAAAAUUGAAGCCAAAAAACGCAUACCACCAGCCCAACAGCGCUUAGUUUUCGCCACCGCGCAGCUCGAAGACGAUAAAACCCUAUCGCACUACAACAUCAAAGACGACUCCUUGCUUCACGUGCUGCUCCGCCUCUGCGGCGGGGCGAAAAAGCGGAAGAAGAAGGUAUUUACGACUCCGAAGAAGGAGAAACAUGAGAAGGAGAAGGAGAAACUUGGGGUUCUGAAGAUGUAUAAGGUUGAUGAUGAGAGUGGUCAAGUUGAAAAGCUGAGGGCAGAGUGUCCUAAAUGUGGACCUGGGAAUUUUAUGGCUAAUCAUGUUGAUAGAGAUUGCUGUGGUAAGUGUGGAUUUACUAGUUUUUUUUCUCAUCAAGUGGAUGAUUCUGCUGUUGCUGCUAGAAUUUAAUGUUAAAUUUUUUUAUGAGUUUUCAUCUUAAAUUGAAUGUUUAUAGAGUGAGCAAUUUAAAUCUCACUGAUUUUCUUCUCAUCAAUGAUAUUAAAUUUAAUUUUUACAA